AUGGCGGACGAGGAGGGUGAAGGGCUGCAGCGCUCGGCGCCGGCUCCGCACCGCAACGGGGGGGGCGGGCCCGGGGCGGGGGGCCCCCGCGUCGUCCGCAUCGUCAAGUCGGAGUCCGGCUACGGCUUCAACGUGCGGGGCCAAGUGAGCGAGGGCGGCCAGCUGCGGAGCAUCAACGGGGAGCUGUACGCGCCGCUGCAGCAUGUCAGCGCCGUGCUGGGCGGGGGGGCGGCCGACCGCGCCGGGGUGCGCAAGGGGGACCGCAUCCUGGAGGUGAAUGGUGUGAAUGUAGAAGGGGCAACGCACAAGCAGGUGGUGGACCUGAUUCGAGCAGGAGAGAAGGAGUUAAUACUGACAGUGUUAUCCGUUCCGCCCCAUGAGGCUGAUAACCUCGACCCCGGCGACGACUCUUUGGGGCAGUCGUUCUAUGACUACACCGAAAAGCAAGCUGUGCCCAUCUCCAUCCCCACAUACAAACACGUGGAGCAGAACGGCGAGAAGUUUGUGGUUUACAAUGUUUACAUGGCAGGGAGGCAGCUGUGUUCGAAGCGGUACCGGGAGUUUGCCAUCCUCCACCAGAACCUGAAGCGGGAGUUUGCCAAUUUCACCUUUCCACGCUUGCCGGGGAAAUGGCCUUUCUCUUUAUCGGAGCAGCAGUUGGAUGCCAGGCGCCGAGGGCUUGAGGAGUAUCUAGAGAAAGUAUGUUCCAUACGAGUCAUUGGGGAGAGCGACAUCAUGCAGGAGUUCUUAUCGGAAUCGGACGAGAAUUACAAUGGUGUGUCAGAUGUGGAACUAAGAGUAGCACUACCGGACACAACAACAGUGACAGUCAGGGUCAAAAAGAACAGCACUACAGACCAGGUGUAUCAGGCUGUGGCUGCUAAAGUAGGAAUGGACAGCACUACAGCAAACUACUUUGCCUUGUUUGAAGUGAUCAAUCACUCCUUUGUGCGUAAACUAGCGCCCAAUGAAUUCCCACACAAGCUGUACGUACAGAACUACACGUCGGCGGUGCCGGGGACUUGUCUGACGAUCAGGAAAUGGCUCUUCACUACAGAAGAGGAAGCCCUCCUGAAUGACAAUGACCUCGCAGUUACCUACUUCUUCCACCAGGCUGUAGAUGAUGUGAAGAAAGGUUGCAUCAAAGCCGAGGAAAAGUCCUACCAGUUACAGAAGCUGUCUGAGCAGAAAAAGAUGGUCAUGUAUUUAAACAUGCUGCGGACAUGUGAGGGUUACAAUGAGAUCAUCUUCCCCCACUGCUCCUGUGACUCCCGGCGAAAGGGUCAUGUGAUCACAGCCAUCAGCAUCAAGCACUUUAAACUCCACGCCUGCACAGAGGAGGGUCAGCUAGAGAACCAGGUAAUAGCAUUUGAGUGGGACGAGAUGCAGCGGUGGGACACAGACGAAGAGGGAAUGGCAUUCUGUUUUGAAUACGCACGAGGAGAGAAGAAACCUCGAUGGGUUAAAAUCUUCACCCCAUAUUUCAACUACAUGCACGAGUGCUUCGAGCGGGUGUUCUGUGAGCUCAAGUGGAGGAAGGAGGUGGAGGAGGAAGCGACAGACAAGGAUAACAAGAACUUCAGUAAAGACAAUAUGUGCAGCAAGAAUAUCUUUCAGAUGGCCAGAUCACAGCAGAGAGACGCCGCCACUUAGCCCCUCCUGUCGUGGAAGAACGUAAACCCCCCCAAAAUUAACACUUAAAAAAAGAUUUAAAAAAUUCUGUUAUUGUAUUAAAAGCCCUUAAACUAAA
Molecule: messenger RNA, 1750 nt
Organism: Emys orbicularis (European pond turtle)
Lineage: Eukaryota; Metazoa; Chordata; Testudines; Emydidae
Gene: SNX27
Product: sorting nexin 27
Exons: 13
Coding region: 1-1653 (550 amino acids)
Biological process (GO): endocytic recycling; signal transduction; intracellular protein transport
Cellular component (GO): early endosome
Molecular function (GO): phosphatidylinositol-3-phosphate binding; protein binding
Source: RefSeq, a predicted model, not a curated record